UUCUGGGAUUCUACCUUACCGACUAAAACGUCAAACUUUAAGGUUAUGUAAACUCAAAUUCGAACAUGUUAGCAAAUAUUCUACCAAAACUGCGAAACACCACCAGUUUGUGCAGGUACUUUUCCUCAGCAUUAACUACAAAUGAAAAUAUAGAACCUAGACAUCUGCAAUACCCCUCUGUAUAUCAAAAACCCCGUCAAAUUUGGGUUGAAAAUUUGGACAGUAUAGACGAAAGAAAAUUGGGGUUGAUAGAGUUACAUCCUACAGUUUUUGCUGCUAACCCGAGGAUAGACAUUAUACAUCAGAAUGUGAGGUGGCAGCAAUUGUACAGAUAUGUGAGUUAUGCUCAUACAAAGUUGAAGUUUGAGGUGCGGGGUGGAGGAAGGAAACCUUGGCCACAAAAAGGUUUGGGAAAGGCCAGACAUAGUUCUAUUAGAAGUCCGCUAUGGAAGGGGGGUGGUAUAGCCCAUGGGCCCCGCUCACCAACCCCACAUUUUUACAUGUUGCCUUUUUACACAAGAAUAAAUGGUUUAACCUCGACUCUCUCAAUUAAGUUUGCACAGGACGACUUACAUGUAGUAGAUAACCUGGAACUCCCCACAGAUGAGAAAUCUUUUCUCGAAGAACUUGUCAAAAGCCGCAACUGGGGACCCUCAGUUUUAUUCGUAGAUGACACUGAUAUAAUGCCCAGGAAUAUUACGGCGGCAACUGAUGAAAUAAAACAUAUUAAUUUGAUGCCUGUUUAUGGGUUAAAUGUUUAUUCUAUGUUAAAAUACGAGACUUUGGUUAUUACAAGAUCAGCCAUUGAUUUGAUUGAGAGUAAGAUUUUGGAAAAUUUGAAUAGGAAUGAUGAUAAGACAUUCACUGGAAAAUAUAAGGUUAACCAGGUUUAGUGAUUUAGGAUAUUUUGUUAGACAAUAAAGAAUUGUUUUUAUUUUGAUAAAUAUCAUUUUUAAACCCUGCAUAAAGCACAGU
Messenger RNA from Brassicogethes aeneus, 975 nucleotides. The record is from the annotation of a GenBank genome assembly. Lineage: Eukaryota; Metazoa; Arthropoda; Insecta; Coleoptera; Nitidulidae.